Mycetomoellerius zeteki is the source of this 2604-nucleotide messenger RNA. It is a transcript of the gene TTLL5, whose product is annotated as Tubulin tyrosine ligase-like 5. The record is from RefSeq and is a predicted model, not a curated record. The coding region runs from base 162 to 2564 and encodes 800 amino acids. Gene Ontology annotation, biological process: microtubule cytoskeleton organization; protein polyglutamylation. Lineage: Eukaryota; Metazoa; Arthropoda; Insecta; Hymenoptera; Formicidae. Gene Ontology annotation, cellular component: ciliary basal body. Gene Ontology annotation, molecular function: tubulin binding; tubulin-glutamic acid ligase activity. The transcript is spliced from 16 exons.
AGAGUAGGGAUACAGUAUUUGUUAGACUCUUUCGCGGUAUGGUUAUGAUUAGUGCCGGUCCGCAAGUAUAGUAAAAUAAAGUAGUUUUCGCGAUGCAUCGUCACCAGAUGUAUAAUUGACAGGCAUUAAGUCAUUAUCUGAGCGAAUUGCGAUGAAUUAAGAUGUCCCAAAGAAAUACUGAUGUAGCAGGAAGAUUGGACUUGAAACGUUCGAAAGAACUCAUGUCGUCUUGCAGCCUGUCUGGUAUGUUGCAGCUAUCCAAUAACAGCGAAGAAACAUUAAAGACCUUGGUACACAAAUCUCAUAAAUCUGAUAAUUUAGAAAACACAACGAAUGCAAGAAAUGCAAUAAACAACGAAUGGUUAUUGAAUGGACCAAAUGGAAGCAAGAUGCCCGUUUUACGCUUUAAAUGUUCCGCUUUAGCCACGCCACCAGAAAACCCACCUGCGAAGCAGCUACACAUGACUUACAAGAUCUUUCAAACUGACACUAAACUCAUUAAUCUUCUGCUGCAAUCACAUGGUUUAAUGGAGGUACCUAUGAAUGAGACAGAUUUUAACAUAAUAUGGAUGGGAAGUCAUCCAAAACCGGACAUCUUGCGAAAUUUGAUGCCUUAUCAAAAAAUAAAUCAUUUUCCUAGGUCGUACGAAAUUACCCGAAAAGAUCGCCUUUAUAAAAAUAUCGAAGCUAUGCAAAGGAGUAAGGGCCUUCGAAAUCUCGAUUUUAUACCUCAGACAUUUCUACUGCCUACUGAAGCCAGAGAGUUGAUUUCGGCGCAUUUCAGGUAUAGAGGGCCUUGGAUUGUCAAGCCUAAAGCUAGUUCGCGAGGGCGUGGCAUUUACAUUGUCAAUAAUCCUGAGAAGAUCUUGACAGAUGAAUCGGUUAUUGUGGCGCAAUACAUAAAUAAUCCGCUUUUAAUCGACGGACAUAAAUGUGAUUUACGCCUUUACGUAGCUGUGACGAAUUACGAUCCCCUGCUAAUUUAUUUGUAUGAGGAAGGUUUAGUGAGAUUUGCCGCUGUUAAAUAUGAUGGCGGAAGUGAAUAUGUUUGGAAUCCUUGCAUGCAUCUUUGCAACUAUAGUAUAAACAAGUUCCACGUAGAUUAUGUAAAGAGUGAAGAUCCUGAUGCCGAAGAUGUAGGACAUAAAUGGACAUUGUCGGCAUUACUUAGACAUUUACGCUCAAUGGGUCAAGAUACGGAAUCGCUUAUGCAGCGAAUAGAAGAUAUUAUUAUAAAGUCAAUUCUUGCUACUGCAUCUGGAAUCGUCAGCGGUUUAAAGCAAUUCGUGAAAUACCCGGAGACAUGUUUCGAGCUAUUUGGCUUCGAUAUACUGAUUGACGAUAUGUUGAAGCCAUGGUUAUUGGAAGUAAAUUUAACCCCCUCGUUGGGAUGUGAUUCACCACUAGAUGUUAGACUCAAGUCAGCUUUAAUAACAGAUUUACUUACUCUCGUCGGCAUAGCUGCUGUCGAUCCAAUCCUGCGCUCUCAAAAUUUAAAUCGUGCUGCCAUAAAUUCCGAUAAAAAGAUAACUAAUUAUAGAAGAGUACAGUCUGCAGAAACAUUGCCUCAAGAAAAGAAGAAUAUUAGAAGUAUAAAUAAAAGUAAAGUAGGUUUAAAUUUAGAGCAACAACGAAUAGUAGCGUCUGCAAAAGCACAAUUUGAGAGAAGAGGCGGAUUCGUUAGAAUAUUUCCAAGUCCGAAAUCUUGGGAACUCUACUCACAGUACUUAGAUCCGAUUACAGGUGCACCAAUGAUUUCGGAUCCGCUAGGUCCAAGGAGAUUACCGCAACAUAUUAAUACUAACCAUAACCUAAUGUUGCAUGAACAGUUGUUUCCUGCAGCUACUCGCAUUACUGGCUACAUUGUUUCAGAAGUCAUAUUAGAUAGAUUAUCUAGGUACGAAAGAUAUGAAAGAGCGUUGGUGAAAGGCCACAAACAAAGCUUGGACAGAAUGAAUAACAAAGAGAAUGUAGAUAUAGAUGUACAUAAAUAUAAAAGCCAAGUAUUGCAAUCAAUGCAAGAAGGCAAUAAACUUAGUUCUGGUGAAGCGAGAAAAGCCUUUGGUUUAUAUCUAGGUUAUAUAUUACGAAAAAUAUCACAGCCUAAUGUAGAUCCAGGAUGUUGCGAUCUUGUUAUGAAGUUUCUCCAACAUUCGUCUUGCAGUUUGAGAACACCAUUUUUAUUUACGUUACCAUGCAGUAAGUUGAGCGAUAAAGACCGAGCUGCAAUCACCGCAAAGCAACUUUCCGAUUUUUUGCAUCUAUAUAACAGAGAAACAGAUCUAUAUGAAGACACCGUAGAUCGGUCUCAUACCGUUCCUAAUGAACUCUUCCAAAAGUUUUUAGUUGCUGCGAGCGAACAAGAUCUUGAUGAUGUGCUGAUUCUGCAAACUCGUCUUUAUAAGUGCGCUCACAGUUUCUUGGGAAGAAGCGGCUUCGCUGGCAAUUUACGCGGCGCAAAUCUUCUCGGGUCUUUACCGCAUAUUACAUCGCGAGUGUAUUCCAAUGCCGCUGCAACAGAACAGUGCAGAUGUAAUAAUUCAAUUAAUAGUCUUAUGAUAUAGCUCGAUACACGGAUUAUCUGGCGGAUCAUCCUGAAAUAAA